AAGUGAAGCAUUUGCGUGCUCCGCUCCGCUCUGCUCCGCUCACCGCUCUGACUGCACGAGUGAACAGGAAUCUGACUUGAGGCUCAGCGUAGUUGGAGUCACUCUGUGCCACACCGGGAGUGCCUUUGGGAGAGGUUGGAAGGGGGGGGGAGGUUGUUUGCAGAGAGAGGAGCUCGGUCAAGCAGUGGUUGAUGGUGGGAGAGGAGGGAGAGAGCAGUUUCCAGCCCUUUGAAUCUUUCAUAAGGGAUAUCCUCCAACAUUAGGCUGCCUGAAUGGACUGAGAGGAAAGAGUUGCCGCUGAGGUGUCUGCACCAACAGUGACGGAGAGGGACAGGGGAGAAGUAGGGAGGGGGUGGGGGGGGACUGGGCACUUUACAGAGAGCAAGACCAAGAGAAGGAGAGGUGGGAGAGGGGAGAGAAUCGGUGUUGAGGAAGACGAAUUCUGUACGUGACCCUGCUGUAGAAAGCUCCUCAAAGAGCCUCUGAAGUACAGCAGACAAUAAGGAAAGCCCGAGGCAUGAGCCAGAGAAAGGAGAGGGGGAGAGGGCACGACGGCUGGCUGGCUAUUCCCUAAAUCCGUGAAGGACGGGGGGAAAACGGAGGGUAGUGUAGAAAGCACAAUUGCAAAGCAGCCCGAGCAACUAAAAGGUACGUGCGAGACGACCUUCUCCUCCUGCAAGAAUUCAAGCCGGUGAAAACUUCUACAGUCAGUUGUGUGUGUGUCUGGCUCGCGGUGGCUGAAUUUGUGCAGAUAUUGGCGAUUUGACAGCGACCAUUAAGGACCGCAGGGAUGUCGUCCAACGAGCUGAGCGUUGACAUGGACUCAUGCAUCCGGACGUUCAAGGAGCACAUGCACCUGGAGCUGGAGCCCCCCAAGAUGCCAGGUGUGGUGGCCGGGAAGCGGGGGGCCACGUCCCCGAAGCUGUCCCCGAGAAGCUCCCCCCGCCUGUUCCGCAAGCUGAUGGUCAACAAGAGCAUCCGGCAGAGGCGGCGCUUCACUGUAGCGCAUACCUGUUUUGACGUGGAGAAUGGCCCAUCUGCCAGCUGCAGCCCUCUGGACCCCCAGGCCUCCCCGGGCUCGGGUCUGGUCCUCCACACCAACUUCCCCGGUCACAACCAGCGGCGAGAGUCCUUCCUCUACCGCUCUGACAGUGACUAUGAUCUGUCCCCCAAAUCCAUGUCACGGAACUCCUCCAUCGCUUCUGAACUACAUGGUGAUGACUUGAUCGUGACGCCUUUUGCUCAGGUUCUGGCAAGCCUUCGAAGUGUAAGGAAUAACUUCACUGUACUGACCAAUGUCCAGUGUGCCUCCAGCAAGAGGUCUCCUGCAGCAACCACCCAGCCUCCAAUCACCAGAGUUUGUCUCCCAGAUGAGGCGUACCAGAAGCUGGCCAUGGAGACAAUGGAGGAGUUGGACUGGUGUCUGGACCAGCUGGAGACCAUCCAGACCUACCGCUCUGUCAGCGACAUGGCCUCCAACAAGUUCAAGAGAAUGUUGAAUCGGGAGUUGACGCACCUAUCUGAGAUGAGUCGGUCUGGGAAUCAGGUUUCCGAAUUCAUCUCCAACACCUUCCUAGACAAACAGAAUGAGGUGGAGAUCCCGUCGCCGACGUCGAAGACGCGGGAGAAGAAGAAGCAGCAGCAGCAGCAGAAGCAGCAGCUGAUGACACAGAUCAGCGGCGUCAAGAAGGUCUCUCACGGGCCCUCCCUCUCCAGCAGCAGCAUCUCGCGCUUCGGCGUCAAGACCGACAAGGAGGAGCUGCUGUCCAAGGAGCUGGAGGACCUGAACAAGUGGGGCCUGAACAUCUUCACCGUUUCAGAGUACUCCAACAACCGACCUCUUACCUGCAUCAUGUACGCCAUCUUCCAGGAGCGAGACCUGUUAAAGACAUUUAAGAUCCCAACGGAUACGUUUGUGGCCUACAUGAUGACGCUGGAAGAUCACUACCAUUCAGACGUGGCCUACCACAACAGCCUGCACGCUGCUGACGUAGCCCAAUCCACGCACAUCCUCCUCUCCACUCCAGCCCUGGAUGCCGUCUUUACAGACCUUGAAAUCCUCGCAGCCAUCUUUGCAGCCGCCAUCCAUGACGUCGACCAUCCCGGCGUGUCGAACCAGUUCCUGAUCAACACCAACUCCGAGCUGGCGCUGAUGUACAACGACGAGUCCGUGCUGGAGAACCACCACUUGGCCGUGGGCUUCAAGCUGCUGCAGGAGGAUAACUGCGACAUCUUCCAGAACCUCACCAAGAAGCAGCGGCAGUCCCUGCGCAAGAUGGUCAUCGACAUGGUUUUGGCCACCGACAUGUCCAAACACAUGAGUCUGCUGGCGGAUCUGAAGACGAUGGUCGAGACUAAGAAGGUGACGAGCUCUGGAGUGCUGCUGCUAGACAAUUACACCGACAGGAUACAGGUCCUGCGUAACAUGGUGCACUGUGCCGACCUGAGCAACCCCACCAAGUCCCUGGAGCUGUAUCGUCAGUGGACCGAUCGGAUAAUGGAGGAGUUCUUCCACCAGGGAGACAGAGAGAGGGAGAGGGGGAUGGAGAUCAGCCCCAUGUGUGACAAGCACACGGCCUCGGUGGAGAAGAGCCAGGUGGGCUUCAUCGACUACAUCGUGCACCCUCUGUGGGAGACCUGGGCUGAUUUGGUCCACCCCGACGCCCAGGACAUCCUGGACACCCUAGAGGAUAACAGGAACUGGUACCAGAGCAUGAUCCCCCAGAGCCCCUCCCCGCCCUUCUACGACCAGGGCACGCACGGACACGGCGGAGGCACUGGAGGACAGGGAGGCGGGGAGAAGUUUCAGUUUGAGCUCACCCUGGAGGAGGAGGACGUGGACGGGAUAGAGAAAGAUGGCGAAGGGGAGGAUGAAGAAGAAGAGGAGGAGGAGGAGGAGGAAGAGUUGGAGGAUGAGGAGGAGGAGGAGGAGGAGGAGGACAGCCUAGGAGAUUCUCGGUCUCCUCCCCCGGACUAUUUGGACAGUCAGGAGCAGGAGGAGGGCGGCACGACCGAGCCAACAACGGCAAUAGAGAUUGUAACGCACGAGGCGUCGCCCACAGACACAUAGGGCUUCCAUCAUCGGGCUCACGUGGUCAUUUGAAAGUUUUUUGGAGGAAAAAAAAAAAGGAGGGCAUACGCUCUUGCAGCUGUGCAUUUUAAAUAAGCCCACAGAAGCAGAGGGGGCUUAGUUUUGGCCCGCACAGGGGGCGUCUUGCACUUGGGUGUUUGAAGCCGGACACGGACGGACAGUUUCAGUGAGGCGGCUUCAGAGUUCUCAGGAAAUAAUUACUGCGAACAUUUAAAUGAUCGUGAUGGACGGACGAGACUGAGGGUGGAACUUGAAGGAUUUUUUCAGCCAGUUUGGAAAGUGGUCACUUUUCUUUUCUGGACUGGCAUUAAAUGGACAACGACACUACUGAGAGAAGUUUUGUACCUUAAGACUUUUUUGUUCGUUUGUUUUUUUACAGAUAUGAUCUAGACGUAGCAUAGAGUAAGAUCUACUGACGGAGACACAUUUAUAUAGCAAGAGAAAGUGUUUACUUUUUUCCUGUACCGUUUGUCAGAGGACUUUUGUGUGCCUUUUUUACUAUUGUCUUUAUAUAGUUUUUUAUUUAUUGAACACUCUAGUAUGUCUGUGAAAUGUUAUUAUUUUUUUCCUUAACUGAAAGAGCGAAAUCUUUUUCUUUCUUUUUUUUGUAUGUUGAAAAGAGUCUUCCAUGUAUUGGGCAAUAGAGAAAUCCAAACAAACGUUCGACAAACAACUUUUGGACAAAUUCAUCGAAAUAGGAAAACAUACAUACGACACCCAUGUUUAGUUUUUUAGUUUUUUUCAAUCCGAGCACAGGUUCUUCUUCGCGCGCGAAAUUCAAACGCUUACUCAUGAUCCACAUUACAUGUUUUUCUCGCAACAGACGUCCAUCAAUGAAUGUCACGCUUAAACGCGUCACCUCUGUUUUUUUUAUUUUCUUACUCUUAAUGGCUUUUUCUUCGUAAUCAGCUGCAGACCACUGGGCUUUCCUCCGGCCUCACACCAAAAAGACUUGCAAUCCGUAGCUUUGAGCAGUCGUGCGAAAACCCUGCAACAUCGCGGCUGGGUGUUCCUGCCCAAACGGCAUUUGAGCUUUUGCAGUUGUUGGUGUGAAAUGGAGGUUAGCUCAGUUCAAACCCUCAUGACUUAACCUACAACCAGCUACCAGAUAAAAGAGGCCGGCCUGAAACGAAUAGCUGCGAACAUCAUCGCGCUGCUCGGCUCAGCGAUUCGAAUCAGAAAUCAAGUCAUGCACGACGGCGUUGGAGAUUAUUUUUAGCCCGCAGGUAUUUUAAUAAUGCUGUUAUUUGGAACAGGUUUUGACCCGAGACCUGUCUGAUGUAACAGCCCCCCCUACCCCCACCCCCCUUUCCCUGCCCUUCUGCAAUCAGGCCCAGACCAGAUGAUUAAAGGUGCUCUUGCAGCUGCCUGCCCUGAAAGGCGCUCUCAGACCCUCAUCAGCGCCCAUAUUCACAUGGUUUACAAACCCAUCCGGGCUCCACUGACACGACCCCCCCAAAACAAUCAGGCCGGCUAUUUCUUUCUCAUGAUAAAAAAAAAAAAAAAAAAAAUCCCUCAAGUGCUGCUUCUGCUCAUUGACGUCAAUAGAUUUUUUUUUUUUUUUUGGCCCGUCCCCACCCCCUCUCCCGUAUCAGGUUUCCAGGACAGUUGGGUUUAUUAGGACUUGGCCCAGGCGGGACCGCUGCCAUUCAGCGCGGCAGGCCCUGCAGUUGCGAAAAAAAUAACAGUGAAAUAGAAAAAUAAAAUAAAAAAAGAGGAAUAAUUAGGUGCUCUAAUUUUAAAACAAACCAAAAAAAAAAAAAAAAGUUAUUUUUUUUCUCCGAUAAUGGUUUGGAAAUGGUUUGCAGAUGUCACCAUUUCUGCCCCCGGGGGGAAGUCCCAGUUGCGUGCUGUGAUCACGAUCGUUUUCGUACAGGUUUACUGAUACUCCAAGGUACUUCAUCUGAUUUUCACUAAAGCAUGCUGAAGUGGCAGUUGUUUUGUGUGCAAGUACGACCGUGUGUUUCGUGUGCUUGUCUGGAUGAGUUGACUUUGUCAUCAGGCCUUACACCAACCCCCCCACCCACCCCGGCACCCAUCACUCCACACUUUUGUCUCUACUGUUUGUCGCUAGGAGCUCAAGUUGGUCCUUUUUGCUGUUUAUAACAGUGUGUAUUUAUUCUAUACUUUAAGCUUGUAAAUAAGAAAUACUGGUUCAGUGUAAAAUCUAUUUUAAUUUAUAUGCACUUGCAUUACCUGGAAGUGGUGGUGUCUAAUGUGUAGAAGGCUCUGGAUUCAGAGUCUUUUUUUAUAUAUAUAUAUGUAUUAUAUAUUGUUUUUUUUUUAUAAAUAUCUAUAAAUAUAUCUAAGUAUAUAUUCGCACAAUGUUUUGAGUGCCCAGCAGAGCAGCAGCUAAAGAGACAUGUUGCUGUUGUCACAUGAAAACCUUGUAGUUCCAAAGCAGCCUUUUUUUUUCAUUUUUGCCAUUUUAAGUUAAAACUGUUAACAUUUAACAGACGAGAACGAUUAUCGAUAUUAUGCAUGAACAGUAAAACCAAAAAUGUUGGCACUUUGUUUUUCUGUGUUAGGACUUAUUUUCCUUCUCAUAUAUAUAUUCAUAUAUAUAUAUAGUUUUUUUUCCAUUCGAUUUCCUUACAAGGUUUUCAUCUGACAUCGGCAAUUUGGUAACCCAGAGGUGACAUAGAGGACACGUUAAACUGCAUAGGCUUGGAUAUAGGAUACUUACAAGCUACAUGGCUAAGAUGAACCGAGGUUUUGUCGGUGCUUGGUUUCGGCGCACACAGCGCGGACAGGUUCUUUUCUCUCGGCUUGUCGCGGGCCAAGCUUCUCUCCAUCCGUUCGGUUGCAGGUUGUUGAAACGCGAGGCCAGGUGGCAGGUUUCGAGUGACAAACACUUAACGCACUUCAUGUUAAAAGUAGAUAACGUGGGGACGCUAUUGGUAGCAUGCUACAAUACCCCCGGCACCGGCGUGAAUCGUUUUGAAUUAACAACGAAACAUGAUCUUAUGUAAACUGACUGUGCUAAUGUGUGAACUCUUUCUGACCAAACUUGUUAGCAGUUUUGAAAAAUUCAAAUUUGUCAGUAUCAGCAUUGUUUAUCUACGUUCAAGCUUUUCUUUUUUUGGGUCCUAGUUGUGUCCAAAUGGUUAGCCAGACUUAGCACUAUCUGCAUGAGAGAUGGUUUUUCUUUUUUUUUUCUUUAGGUUUUUUUUGUUUGUUUUUUUACUGUUAAUAAUAUGUUCAAGUCCACCAGUUGUUGCCGGUGGGUUAUUAAAUAAAUGUUUCACACAAUGUAUGGUAUUAUAUUGUAUAUUGUGUUCAAAGAUAAAUCUGAAAUACUUUUUCUAUGAAGUGAUUAAAAGCGAAGCAUGAAUAUA
This is a messenger RNA of Mugil cephalus (flathead mullet), 6429 nucleotides long. RefSeq names its product phosphodiesterase 4B, cAMP-specific a (gene pde4ba). Gene Ontology annotation, biological process: signal transduction. The transcript has 14 exons. The record is from RefSeq and is a predicted model, not a curated record. Gene Ontology annotation, cellular component: perinuclear region of cytoplasm; nucleus; cytosol. Lineage: Eukaryota; Metazoa; Chordata; Actinopteri; Mugiliformes; Mugilidae. The coding region runs from base 791 to 3070 and encodes 759 amino acids. Gene Ontology annotation, molecular function: 3',5'-cyclic-AMP phosphodiesterase activity; transmembrane transporter binding.